This is a messenger RNA of Hypoxylon fragiforme, 348 nucleotides long. RefSeq names its product cytochrome c oxidase assembly protein COX16-domain-containing protein. NCBI's taxonomy places the organism in Eukaryota, Fungi, Ascomycota, Sordariomycetes, Xylariales, Hypoxylaceae. Gene Ontology annotation, cellular component: mitochondrial inner membrane. The transcript has 2 exons. The record is from RefSeq and is a predicted model, not a curated record. Bases 1 to 348 code for a protein of 115 amino acids. Gene Ontology annotation, biological process: mitochondrial respiratory chain complex IV assembly.
AUGGGUGUGUUUCCGGCCAAGAAAUUUCAAAGUACCGCUGAUGCGGGCAAGUUCGCGGUGAGGUAUCGAAAAUUAAUGGCGAAACAUCCAUUUUUGCUAUUCGGUUUACCUUUCAUGUCCGUCAUUGUAGCGGGCUCGUUUGUCCUUACACCAGCUACAGCUGUGCGCUACGAGAAGCACGACCGACGAGUUAGGCAGAUGACCAAAGAAGAGGCAUUGGGUGUCGGCAGUUCAAGGCGGAAGGUCAAUAUGAAAGAUGAAUACUAUAGAUUGGCUGCGAAAGACCUCGACGACUGGGAACAGAAACGCGUCAAGAGAUUACCUGGCGAGCACGACGGCGUCCUAUAA